Molecule: messenger RNA, 2880 nt
Organism: Scylla paramamosain (green mud crab)
Lineage: Eukaryota; Metazoa; Arthropoda; Malacostraca; Decapoda; Portunidae
Exons: 8
Coding region: 241-1323 (360 amino acids)
Source: RefSeq, a predicted model, not a curated record
AGGGGAGUCAGGAGGGAGAGGCCAGCAGUUGGAGGCGUGUCAGUGAGAGCGGAGUUGGGUACUCGUCGCAGUCCUGUAUGGAUAAACUUUCUAUCACUUUUUCCUGGGUGUUGUCAGUGAAGAUUAAGCGGCCAACUAGUGUACUGGGACUCCGCACAUACCUAUAGCAGCCUCCAGCACCAGACAUCCACAGGUAAAGAACUUCCAGUGUGUGGCUGCCGAGGCUGUGCUGGUGUGACAAUGGUGGAUGCCACAACUCAGAGGGCGGGGGAUCCGUCUGGGGUGUCCUACGUGCUGGAGACGAUAUACAAGCAGCAGCAGAAAACUGAGGCUGAAAACUGGGUGGCAACAGAAAUGAUAGAACUUCUGAAGAAGAAACUUAACAUUGCCUCAGCACCAUUUCUCUCCUCGGCGGAGUACAAACUGGUGGGCAGUGCUGCAGAGAAGCUUGCCAUGUCCAGUAAGGAUGAUAAAGACCUUCUGCUAGUCCUUGGCCCGCCAUACACUCCAGAGUACUUCACGUCAGUGUAUGAGUCCCAUGGGAGGCAUUACCUGGUGUGGAACAAGCGCAUGUUCAACGGCAAGAGACCCCAGUAUGUGGGGAACACGAAGCACCUCAAAGCCUUGGCACUGAGGACCUUCAUCAAUGGCUGCCUUCAGUCAGCCCUGAAAGGGGAGAGGGUGGGCAGCUCCUUACAUGUCAGCAAGCUGGAGGUAUGGAAGCAGGCAGUGCGUGCUCACCUGAGGCAGGAUGGUGGCAAGGAGAACUUCAUUGUUGACAUCAUUCCACAGAUCAGAGGUGACAAGUGGACCAAAGUGAAAGGAGUGAAGCCCCAGAAGGAACUUGGACUUGACCUGCAGAAGACCAUCAGUGCUCUGGAGGCUUCUGGAGAAUCAAGCAUCAUGUUCUCUCUGUUUGGACCUGCUGGCACCACUCCCUACACUGUCACCACCUGCUAUGCUUUGCUGGAGAGAGAGUUUUUCCUUAAGAACAAGGCCUUGCGGGAUAUUGCAGUUUUGGCCAAGAUUAUCCUGACAGGACACAACUGGAAGAAAAGGUUCGGCUUCAAAGUAGCCCACUUAAAGAGGCUGCUCAUGGCCAGAAGUGAGCACUUCAGUGCCCUCAAACCUUGGCAGGGAAUAACACAGUUGCUGUCUCUCGCUGAGUCACAGCUUCGUGAUGGUUCGCUGGAGGGAUUCCCAGAUCUCAACUCAGACCUCAUGUGGCACAAGACUGAUGAGGACUGUCAUGGUAUUGCCAGAGCAAUAGCAGAUGUCAUGAUGACCCUUGACCCACAAUACCUUGCCAUGUACCUGUGCUAAUCAUUUUGCUAGGGUUGGGGCAAGUAUUAUCAAAACAAAGAAUUGGUCUUUCAUAGUGUUAUGAAUUUAGGCAGCAAUAUUUAUGUUCCUUCUGGGGAAUGAAAUAUACAGUAGGUUCUUGAUUUACACAAGGGAAGUUUAUGAAGUCAGCACAAAUGUGUGACUUUCACAUAAUUCAAACAACACAAGUUCUAAAAAUAUUAGAAUACAGGGUUGCAAUGUGUAUUAUUUCAAGUUCACAAAUUUACAAAUAAUUUUUUAUAAAUUUGUAUAUAGUAUAUAUCUAUGUCAAAACUACUGUAUAUUGCUUUUAUUUGGAUUGUACUACAAUGUAGGUAUUGCAUACGUAUUUUUGAAUGAAACACGAGAUUACACAAGUCAGAUGAGUGAGAGAAGUGACUCAUCCUUCCUGCACUGUGGGGUGAAGAACACUUCAAGGAUCAAAAAGUUCAUUGUGCGAGGAAUUUUUCACUUUAUUUCUUUUAAACAGUGUGAUGUUUUUUACGGAUUUGUUGUCUACAACAUUCAGGAUAAAUAACACAGCAAGUGCAGCAGCAAACUAUUUCCUUUCAGUGUGUUGGCACAGAGGCCUUGCCUUUCAUUGUCAAGGGUCUGGAAUAAAAAGGUAAUGUAAAAACUAAAAGGAAAAAUAUACCAAUGAAGCUGUGUAAAGAGGACAUGCUGACACAGUGCUCAGACAAGGAGGCAAAGUGCAGGGACUCUAUAAUUCUAAUUUGGUACUGUUACCAGUCUUAUUGAAAGUUUGGAACUGUUACCCAUAUCUUUUUCAGUAAGACUCUGGUAACAGUACCAAACUACAAUUAUACCCAUAUCUUUUUCAGCAAGACUCUGGUAACAGUACCAAACUACAAUUAUAGAGUCCCUGCACUUUGCCUCCUUGUCUGAGCACUGUGUCAGCAUGUCCUCUUUACACAGCUUCAUUGGUAUGUUUUUCCUUUUAGUUUUUACAUUACGUUUUUAUUCCAGACCCUCGACAAUGAAUGGCAAGGCCUCUGUGCCAACACACUGAAAGGAAAUAAAUUAUUUGCCACACAUUUAGACAAAGCUCUCUCUCUCUCUCUCUCUCUCUCUCUCUCUCUCUCUCUCUUUGUGCCUGCGUGUUCCUCUCUUGGUGAUUAGUAGUGCCUUAUCCUUUGCUUUGCAAUGUUACUUGAUAGAAGUUUCCUGCAAAGAAACAACAGUAUGUUAUUUACUUAAUUUCUGUAAGUAAAUGUAUAUUGAAUUUGUGGAACCUACUUCAUCAAAUAUAAGUUUUGGCUCAGUUGCUGGGCUUCGAUUUUAUAGCUGGGCUUUGAUUUUAUAGCUUUUUUUUUAAGUGAUGCAGAAUGUGCCUUUGUUGCCUUACGUAGUCAUGAAGGUUACUGCUCAUACUGUCUGAGGUUAUGAUUUGAUUUUUGUUAUAAAUACAAGAUGAAAUGUAUUUUACAGAUAAAGUAUUUUGUUAUUAGGUGCUGAAAAUGCAUAUCAGAUUCUACUAUAUAAAAUUUGUAUUCAUAUAUGUACUUAAGUGCAUUGAAAUAUAUCUAGAUUUAUUUA